UAUCGUAAAUGACAUAGCAAUCGGUGUCUAACAGAUAAAAUAAAAAUGUAGUUACGAUGCGUCAGCGAAAUCAGUGCCUCGCGGAUAAAAUUACUGCACUGUGUUGCGAUCUUCGUUUGUUUCAAUCUUCGAUUGAUUCGUUAGAAUAUUUUAUGGCAAGUACGACGUCGAAAUCCACGAAGCUAGGACGAACGAGAAAAGUUUAUUGUUCGUUCUGUGAUAUGUAUUAUCUAGGAAGAAGGAUACGUUAAUUUAUAAUUAAUAGGGAAAAGAUAUGUCAACUGUAAAAAUAGAGAUGCGGAGUAUCGAUGUUCUGCCGAGAUACGCUAGCGGAUGUCGUCUUAAGAUACGGAGGAAAAAUAGAGAGAACAGAAAAUCAAACGGAGUGACCAAGGUCAGAUUGUUAAGUGAAACGAUGAAUAUUUAUGUUUAACGCGUGUAACUGCUGGAAAAUUAAAAUAGAUACUUUCUCCAUUGCAUCGUUUCGGAAGAUAUGCGUAACCAUUUCAAACACUGUCAUUUCGCGUUGCUUUUUCGGACAGUCGCAGAUAAGAAAUUUCUGACGUGGACAUAGGUUUCCCUGGACGUAUUCCAAAAGCAUAACGAACAUUUACGUAAAGAUAUAAUCCCCUCUCGGUUCGAAAGAAAUCGAUACGUCGAUAUCGACGAGCGAUGGUCUGUUUUCUAUAACGAUAUCUAUAGAGUGAAACAAAAAUAGAGUCCAAAGCUGUAGGGUAAACGGUACUUGCCAAAUGACGAAAAAAAUCCUAAUGAACGUGGGUGAAAAAAUUGAUAGUUUGAAAAUAAUAAACAGUUUCUCGUUCAAGAUGAAAGGAAAUAACUUUCUCGCCUCAGAUCGAAGCAGUGGAUCAUCUUAUCGUUUAUCUUUUUCCUGCCUGCAAAAGCUCUUCUACGCGUCCUCCCUCUAUUUCCACGCUUGACAUCUGCAUAGUCUUUCAAAGAUUCCCAGACUUAACUAUUUCACUUGCCACUUUGGUAUUAAACAGAUAAUCCAUUAUUUCGUAUACGGUACGAUAGCUGCCAAAGCGAGAAAAUUACUCGCUUUCGGUUAUUAAACAAUACGUUGUUUAUAACUUUGAAACUAUUAAUAUUUCGAUGCAUAUUUAUUAGAAUAUCUUUUAUCUACUCUAGAAAUUGUAAACUCGCUUUUUGGUUCACCCUGUAUAAGCGGCGUGCCAUGUUACGCUCGCGAUGAACAUUAUUCCUCCGAUAUUCCCCAACUUUUAUGUAAUUCUAUACUCAGGUAAACAAGGAAAAAAUAAUGAUUUGCGCAUUUGAAAAAUGCUUCAACGUUAUAAUUACCAAAGCAAAUUCAAAUUUAAUCCAGUGACCUAAUUAUUCAAACCAAAGUGCAUACAAAAAGUACGUUAUACACAAAUUUCAGUGAUCACGACCAUUCUUAUUUAUACCAUCUAAAAAAAAAAAAAAAAAAAAAGAAAAAGAGGGAGGAAGAUAAAAAGGAAAACCAAGAAACAAAACAGUAAAGAUUAUUCCAAGAGUUUAAGCUCGAAAGCACAAGGUCGAGACGUUGCACUUCUUCUCUUCGCUGCAACGUGUUCUUGACAUUUUAAUUGAAUGCAAAAUAUGUUCGUUGUAUCUAAGGUCAACUUCCUCCGACACGGAUAAACGUAUUACGAACGCGAUCUAGCUGUUACUGCCACUGACUUCGAACCAUAUUAUCGGUUGCUGCUCCUUUUUGUCACUCUAGGUCAAAGCCAUUGUAAUUAUAAUAUCGUUGCCCCAUUGAUACAUUCUUUGGAAAUGUACUAUAUUAUAUCCAACAAUUAUUUCGAUUUAAAUAUCCCGAUCUUUAAUAAACUAGAAGCUAAUAACGAACUUUUCGUCUACUUCAUCGUACAUACAGGAUUUAAUGAAAACAAAAAAAGGAAGAUCAUCAACUUUACAGCUAAACUUUUUGUUCUUUCGCUUGGACGUUCUUCAAGGGAUCGUGGUAGUCCCAAGACAGUUAUAAAGCUGUUCCUAGACAACUGCUUUAUUAUUAUGAUCACAGACGAGCAAAAAAUCUGCGCGACUAAGUGAAUAUCUGCCAAAAAUCAAAGUCUUCGAUCCAUUUGCAGAAAUGAUCUGUGUAGAAUCAGCUUCGUCGAGAAAAAUAGUAGUUCAAAUCGAGUAGUUGUGAUCUUACGACGCGAACUGGUAAAUGAGAACUGUGUCUGAUGAAAAAUAUAUUAACAGAAAGUUAGAGUAAUUUUUAAUUUUAAAAUGAUUCGGCGCCACGCCUCGGCAAGUGAACCCAACUUUCAAACAAUUACCGCCUUUUCGACUCGACCCGAUUUUACGACUCCGCGACUUUAUCCGCUUGAUCUAUCACUCAAUUCUAUUCUGACUGAUACACCGGCGCAAUGGUUACGCGUUUAAUCUCUCUCGUCAUAAGUUAACCGGCUUUUACCGAUUCGCCGCUUCUUACGUUUUUCUUUUUUCUUCGAGCUUCCUUUCGUCGUCGACUCAACGGUUCGACAACGAUUUUCGCCGUCGACGUGUCGUUAUCCGAACUGACAGAUGCACGCACACGCUCUACAUCUGGCUAACUACUUCUCGAUAAUAUAAUCUAUUCGAUAUCAAUCAAUUAUUCAAUUUUUCGAAAUACUUCGUACAACGUGUUUAUAAAAGUCUUCUAUAAUUGCUGGAAUAUCUUUGUCAACUACCGUAUGUGCCAUUCAAGAGUCAAAGCAUCGACCACAUCGCAAAAUUUCUCCUACGAACGGUACAAUUAAAAAGAAAUCGCCAACCGACAACGUCAUCGUCACUUGCAGACUUCUAGGGCCAUCGAUGGGCCACGUGCUCCUCGACGUGAUUCGCUGAACCACGAUUAGCGAUUUCGCGAAGAGAACACCAACGGUCCUGCCGAAUAGGCCCACGGCCACACGGACACGUCGCUCAUGGCCGAUUAUCGGGGGUGACUGGCGUCGUAAAUAAGCGCGAGCCGUGACGAGCCAAUUAGCCAGGAAGCCGUUUCGCUGGCGCGUCUGCCGGUGUUCUGGGACUGACUUCUCCCCUGGGAGAAGCACGGCGACGGGACCGGGUGGCACAGCCUCGAUUAUCUCGGCCCGUGUGGCGACAAGCCACACCACGAGCACCGCGUCUUCUCUCGGAAUCGAGAUCGGCUUGGUGUCGCAGUCUCCACGCGUUCUACGACCGCGAAGCGUUCGAAAGGGUGGGUCGCGCGACCUCGACAGUUCCACGCGAACACCAAGUCUCCCAGGACGUUCCUUAAGUUCUCCAGAAGGGACAAAUCGAGAUAGAAGAUCGUACGAUCGUUUGAUAUUUCGUUGUUCUUUCGUUAAUUUCUUCGUUCGUUCUAUAGCGUGAUAUAAGAGCUAGAAUUUCGAUUCAGAAGGGUGGCUUGCUAGGAAAUUCACGAUACACCGAUAUUUCAGCUGAAAUUAUAUUGCGUUAGAAAGGAAACGUUAAGUAUUCUAUUAUUGCAGAAAGUUUCGAGGCUUAGUUUCGUUCAUUGAGGAUGACAGUGGUUUAACGCUUGCAAAAUUCUGACGGAUAUUUAGAAGCUUCGAAAGAAGGGUUUGGAAGGACGAUCGAAAGCGUGCGCCGAUUUGUUGGUGGCGCGCGGUAUCGGCAACUUCGUAACAGUGGCAAUCGGAAGUGAUAAUGCGCAUAGGAAAUCAAGACAGUGAUUAAUAGUGAACUAAUUACAUAUGAAACGCAAAUAGAGAAGACAAACGAAGAAGAGUAAAACGUCACGGACUGCGUAGUUUUAUGAGACAUUGAUUUUGACUAGAGAGAGCUUCGACUAACCGACAAGAUGAUAGAAGAGGCUGCGAUGUUCGACAUGACGGACGAGUUGUUGUUCUCCGCGUUGGGCCUGACCAUGGACACAGGUGUCGAGAAGCAACUGUUCUCCACGAAUUCCACGAGUUUCGCAUGCGACUACGAGGCAUCCUCUUGCAGAACGACGCCACGCAGCGAUGACUCGGAGACCGUCGAUCAAUCGAAUAAUAUAGGGAACACGGUCGAGUGUUACACGGAUCUGACUUGUCCGGCGAAGAUAUCUUGGAACGAAUGGUCUGAUAACAAUUCAACGCCACUGUCAGGUACAGGAUGUCUAAGCGAACUAAGCGAGCUGAGUGAGUUGGACUCGGAGUUGGAAUGGUGUUUAGACAGAAGCUGGAACUCGGGUCUUCCGGACAGGACACCGUUGUGCACAGCAGGCUGCGAGGGUUUUCUACACCUUCCUCUACCCAACCCACAGCAAACGUUUCAACGAGAGGAACCAUUAUGGGUGCUUGGGAUUGAUUUGAGAGCCCUCGAUGAUACCUUGGAAACCAGCGGUAUAGAUUAUAACAAUAAUCAAGUAGAAGAAAAUAUUUCGUCAGCAGCUGCCGCGGCACUAGCAACCCAUGACUACACUAAUCGCAGUUUGGCGAACGCGGCUGAGGAUCGAUGCUUUCCUUGCACUUAUCAAGGAUGCGUCAAGGUCUAUGCAAAGGCGUCCCACUUGAAAGCUCACCUACGUCGGCACACAGGCGAGAAACCAUUUGCUUGCACGUGGUCCGGUUGCGGAUGGCGUUUCAGCCGAUCCGAUGAAUUAGCCAGGCAUAGACGAUCGCACUCAGGCGUAAAGCCUUAUCCAUGCGAAAUGUGCUCGAAGAGGUUCGCGCGCAGCGACCACUUGGCCAAACAUCGCAAAGUGCACAGAAAGAACGCUUAUCCAUUGUUUCACGGGGGAAGAGGGCUACGCGGAGAAAAGAUGAAUUCCAUUCUACCAGCGGAGAUUUAGUCAAUUUAUCUUAUAUAAUAUAACUGACGAUGAUGGUAUUGAGCGUCGGAAGAAUUUUCUUUCGGAUUUCUCGAAUUUGCAGCUUCGUUGCUUCCUUGCGAUGAUAUUUAAUCGGGAAAUCGGAAAGAAAGUGUUCAGUUCUCGAUGCAUGAAAAUUGUGGAAAAUAAUUUCCGUGUUGAAAUUUUAGAGAGAAAAUAUAAUUCUGAAUUAAGUGACAAAAUUUAUAAUGCGACAAUAAAUUGUUGAAAAUACGAUAAA
Messenger RNA from Bombus pyrosoma, 5036 nucleotides. Its product is annotated as Wilms tumor protein homolog. NCBI's taxonomy places the organism in Eukaryota, Metazoa, Arthropoda, Insecta, Hymenoptera, Apidae. The record is from RefSeq and is a predicted model, not a curated record. Gene Ontology annotation, biological process: regulation of transcription by RNA polymerase II. Bases 3803 to 4777 code for a protein of 324 amino acids. Gene Ontology annotation, molecular function: RNA polymerase II cis-regulatory region sequence-specific DNA binding; DNA-binding transcription factor activity, RNA polymerase II-specific. The transcript is spliced from 5 exons.